GAUGUUCUGCUGUUUGAAGAAACAAAUCGAGACUUUAGAAAGAAAGGUCGAGCAGAAUGUCUACUGUACACUACCGAACGCCGUUCGAAAGAACACGAGAUUCUUCCGAGUCGAUCGAAGAUAUACCGGAGACCUGCAGCAUUCGCCGGACGACAUCCUCGAGGUGGAGAUAACGAUGCGCAACGAGCUGGGGCAGUGCAGAGCUAAGAACCUCACCAGCUCACUCAUCGGGUACAUAGAUGGCGCCAUCGUCGAGCAGGAAUCCCUUCUCAACUACAAACCAUGGUAUUUUGGAAACGUGAGUCGCGAGAUGAGCGAUGAGAUUCUCAUGAAGAAGGAUGUUGGCACGUUUUUGGUGAGGAAAUGCGAGAAGAAGUAUCCUUUCGCUUUGUCCGUGAAAUCGCUUGAAAACGUUAAGCAUUAUAGGAUAUUUCGCGACGAUUUGGGUUACUGCAUUAGUUCUGGAAUCAAUUGCUCUACCUUGGAAGAGCUCAUCUUUCUAUACGAAAAUGACGUUGAUGGACUUCUGCAAAUCGAACGAAUCAUCCAGCCAUACCCCAAAUGAUCGUUACUCAAUCAUCAAUUUUGGUCGCUUUGGUUCUAAAUUGGUUAAUAAAAAUGGUUACAUAAUCAAAAGUUUUCGUUCCUUUUUUAAAUUAAUUCAUUAUUUCUAUACUGAAAUAUAUAAAA
This is a messenger RNA of Nicrophorus vespilloides, 690 nucleotides long. Its product is annotated as tyrosine-protein kinase STK-like. The coding region runs from base 2 to 565 and encodes 187 amino acids. Lineage: Eukaryota; Metazoa; Arthropoda; Insecta; Coleoptera; Silphidae. The record is from RefSeq and is a predicted model, not a curated record. The transcript has 4 exons.